Molecule: messenger RNA, 1645 nt
Organism: Xylona heveae TC161
Lineage: Eukaryota; Fungi; Ascomycota; Xylonomycetes; Xylonales; Xylonaceae
Exons: 3
Coding region: 1-1392 (463 amino acids)
Source: RefSeq, a predicted model, not a curated record
AUGUCGGCUCCACAACAUUCUGGCCCUGGAGAGGGCUCCGCCUAUACAUGGAUCCUCGACCACAUUAUGUCUUAUCCUGAGAGCUACGAGAUUCCUCUGAGAACCAUGUACACUCUCAAUUGCGUGCCUCGCGCACAGCCUUUGCCUCAUCAGCUCAAGAACGGCGGCUCGCAACCUGUGUCUUCAGGAACGUCGACCAAAUCCUCCUCUCCUACGUCGGCGACUUUCCCCGUGGAUCAACUUCAUGGCGCACAGGCGGCUGGCCUCGAGUUCAAGUCUGCGCUCAUGACACAUAUUGCUCGAUUGCCCUGCCAGCCAUGCUCGCUUCCCCCGAGCUUCAUUACGCAGUUUCUCCGACGAUGCUUUCCUGCCGAGCUUGACAUGGUUGAUUUCCCGCAGGCGAUGACGGCUUUGGAUUAUUUAAAGGACCUCGAAACUAGACGCCGUAAAGAAAUUGCGGCCGCGCUUGCGCGCUUGGGUGUCGAUCGCAAGACCUACGCCACCGAGGCAGAGCUGGCGCAAAGAUACCCCGGAGUUGUCGCGUGGAUCAAGUCCAUUGAGGACAAGGAGAGAAGAAUCGAGGCUUUGUACACCCAGCUUUACAUUGGCCUCCGCCGUUGGGCCCUCAUUAAUGAAAUGUCGCUCGAACCAUUUAACAAGCACAAUUGCGUUGCUAUGCUCAACACACUUUAUCCCCCUUCGAGCAACUCUCAGCCCACCUCGCAAUUAACGCCCACCGUCCUAAACUCGCAACGCGGUGGAUUCUUCCGAUAUAUUCAGGGGGUUGAAAAGAAUGGCCCCAAAAUCCUCGAGACUCUCAUGCAACAAGGCCGUCGGCCCGGCGAGGCAAACGGCUGGCCUGCCGUGAGAGAUACGCUUGACAUGUAUCUGCGCACCACGAAUGGCGUCAUUGAAGAAUGCUCUGAAGUUAGUGGCGUCGAGGUCUUUGCGCCUGAGGAGACUGACGAAAAACGCAAAGGCCGCAAGGUCGACUCUGGAGUGAGCUUUGCAACCGACGAUCGCCCGUCGACGAGCAGCAGCUAUUCGGGCCGGGACAAGCCCCUUCCGCCCUCCCCACCAAUCCAUGGAUCCCCCAAAGGCGGAAGCACGCUUGAGAAAAUAGCGCGAGAGUUCCGUAAGAUGAAGUCUCGGAACAAGGCCGAGGACGCGGCCAAGGAUGAGAGGCCCAAGUCCAGAGGCCUCAGAUCGAUGAAGUCCAUUGGCACAUUGAGUGAUCUCAAGGAGAGGAACAUGAGCUCCCCAUCGUUCGCCAGUUCUAGUAACCGCCAACCGCCGGCAUUCGAUGUCGAGGCAAUGCAACGCCAGAGGAUGAUGUGGGAAGCAGCACACAACAAGAGUCGCAACCAUUCCAACGCGAGCAACGAGAUAUAAUACGAUCGUGCUUCGCCUUGACCCAUUUGAUGCAGACACCAUUUUCUACGAUCUUUAUGAUGUCUUCUCACGUUCAUUUAACUAGAAAUUUCCUGUCCUUCUUUUUUACGAUCUUCUUUUUCAAUUUUGCCUCCAGCGUCGCAGCGACAGACGCAUCACGAUCCUUACUAUGAUAUGACUCACGCUCCUUCUACUUUACCGUUGUGUCGGUUUCUUUCCGCCUUUUAUUGUUUCAUGUACCUAUUGUUCUGCG